GCGUUCUACAGGUUUUUGCUUUUUCCUCUAUCUACAACAAAAAGUACCGCCGAGGAGAUUACGGUGAAUAGCACAGUAAGGGGAUGAUGAGAACGCUAUCUUAUUUUAUUUCACACACGUUAUCGUGCCGUUAAAAAGCUCGUAGUGGAUGACUGAAUUGCUUAGCAGCAAUACGUAUCGAGAAUCUGACCCUCUACUCCUCUUGUCACAAGUACUUCUCUCCUAUUAAGUUGUCGUGUGCGCUGAAGUAUUCUCUUGUUCUUGGAGGAAAAAAGCAACAACUACAACUCUCUGGAUUCUUUGAGCUCUUUCAAUCUCAGUGCUAUCCUCAUCGGUUGUCGAAGACUUAUGCUCUGUCGGUUGACGUUUCUAGAAUUGCGCUGCCGUUCGAGAAAUAAUGAAAUGCAUAUGAUGAGAAUGCUCUUUACCUUUACUACACACCUCUCUCGAGCCGUUAAAAAGUGCGAGGGAUGGAUGACUGAACCGCUUAGCAGCAAUACGUAUCGAGAAUCUGAAGUGCCUUCGGUGACGUGUGUGCGCUUUCGGUAAAAAGACAGUUAUUAUUAUAUUGCUUCACGGCUUUUUUUUUUGCGGAGUUCGAAAUGGUUUUCUUUUUACAUAUUGUGCGUGUUGUUGGUUAUCGUGAAGUCGGGCGACUACAGCUCUCUGGAUUCACUCUGGCCUUUCAAUGCAUGUGUUAUCCUCAUCGGCUGUCGAAGAUCUUCCCGUGUGUUUCGUGUCUCGACACACGACACGUUAGUGGAGCUAGCCACGUCUGUGUGCUGAGCAAAGGAGUUUAGUCGCUUCUUUCUAUGCUCUUUACGCUGUAUAGGUUUAGCGAGAUCGCACCCUCUUUCUCUUGUGUGCAUGUUGUCGUUGCGUGCUGCAUCGUGUCGAAGCUUGGUCUGCUUUGGAUCUGCUUGCCAUUUUUUUUUUGUUGCCUGAAGCGUCUUAUCCGCGAUGAGACGGCGCGUGCUCUGUGGUCUUGCAAGAGCACAAGAAAUGAAGAAGACGGUUAGGAAUCACUCCACCGUGUCGCAAGUAACGUCGCGCUACGUGUCCUUGUGCGUGCGUAUGUCUCUGCUCUACUCAAAGAACGCAUCUUUUCCGUGCAUUUCGAUGCGUAUUGGAAGGAAAGAAAACUGCUAUAUAUUUAUUAGUGUGCCAGGGCGAUGGCAGCUACUGUUGUAACGCGCGUAUAUGUUUCUCUCUUUUUCGCCCUUUUGAACCGUGACUGUACUUCGUGUUGCCUCGCCACUGCCGCGUCUUUUCUCCCUCCCCCCCCACACCCCUCGUACUCCACGGGGCUUUUGGCGCAUCUGCUAAACAAAUGAAAAACAAUUAUGUGUCUGCAUCUCUGACUUUCAUCCCGUCCUCUUCGGUGCGUACUGCAACAGUAGUUGCCUUACCUCUUUGAGUAUUCGUAUUUUUCCCUUUUCCAUUCAUUUUUGUCUUUUCAUCAUCUUUCUGCAUCAUCGAAUACUGUGAGAUCGAGUUUCGCCUGAUUCAUUUGCAUUAGAAAUUCUAGUGCACCUGGCCAAAAACAACAACAACUAUAUUUAUAUUAUUCGCCUUGUUUACUCGCUUCGUACUUGGGUAAAGCCCCCAGCACAUCCGUACACACACAAUUAAAGCAAAAGAAACAAUGUCCCACAAAGCACCUGAGUACGUGUCGCUCCGCCAGCGUACGCGCAACAACACCAGCGGUGCGAACGUGUCCCGCGUCCUGCGGGGGGAGGCGCCGGUGCGCGAGUGCGACGAGGUGCGCCCCAACGCGGGCCGCCGCCACGGCAACCCCCCGCACAACAACUUCGCGACGCCGCGCGAGUUCUUCAGCGGCCCGCGCCAGCCCCCGCGCCAGUCCUCCGGCAUCCGCCGCAACCCGGACGCGAACCGUGACUCCGUAGGCUACAUGUUGACGGACGAGUACUUAAUGACGGACAACGGCGCCAACGGCAGCGCGAACGGCGGUGGUGCGCAGUCCUACGGUGCGCCGGCGAAGCGCGGACAGGGUGCCUCACGUGCUCGCGACGCGCACAACGCGGCCAACAAGAGUGCAGCCUCUGCCCCCGGUGGCUACCGCGAUGGCCUGACCUACAAUUGCAUCGUCACGGCUCCUGAAAAGGAGUGGCACAGUGGUGUGAAGAUCACCCGGCCGCAGGACCCGAUGGACGCGCCGUACUUCGAGGACACGGACCCGCGCCCGGCCCGCGACGCCGCGCCGACGACCGGCAAGCGCCACGUGCGUGCGCCGUACAAGGACGCGAAGAUGUUCGGCCAGGUACCUCUGUUGAAGGAGGGCGAGGAGGGCUUCGACAACGGGCUGCCGCCCUGCCACAAAACGUCGAACAGGGCCAACGAAUCUGUCGAUGUGCUGAACCUCUACAGCUACUCCCCGGAGGAGCUGAGCGAGAAGCCGCAGCCGAAGCCGCAGCUCGGCCCGCGCCGGUUCGACGCGCCGGACGCGCCGCCGCGCCGGUCGCCGAUGUUCCGCCCCAUCAACACCAAGGCGAAGCAGGAGCACGACAUUCUCGGCACCGGCCGCUGGGGCGUCCCGGAGGAGGAGCACCCGCGGGGCUUGGCCCGUGGCAGCUGCCGCCCGCCGCGUAGCACGGCGAACCUGUUCAGCGGCGGCAUCCCGCCGGCCGAGGACAGCGCGGAGGGCGGUAGGGGAAAGAAGCGCGCCGAUCCGGUCUUCAAUGACGCCGACCGCCCGCGCAAGGCGCUGUCGAAGAAGAACGCCGGCACGCCCGACCUGCUCCGCUACUAUGACCCCACCGUGGACCCGAAGCCGGCGCCGAGACCGACGAAGCGCAACGGCCAGCGUGUCAACCAGGAGACUCACGAGCCGACGCCCUCUGAGACGCGCCCGACCGGCAAGGGUCGUGGCGAGUUCUCGAGCAGGAACCGCGGCUCGGUGAUCCUGGCCUACGCGUAA
Molecule: messenger RNA, 2938 nt
Organism: Leptomonas pyrrhocoris
Lineage: Eukaryota; Euglenozoa; Kinetoplastea; Trypanosomatida; Trypanosomatidae
Exons: 1
Coding region: 1646-2938 (430 amino acids)
Source: RefSeq, a predicted model, not a curated record